GCCGUCAGCGUCUCAGGAGGGAGGCGUAGAGAGUAGAGAGGGAGGAGGCAGGUCGCUGGCUGUGCCCGCUUCCUGUGUCUCCUUGCCUUAACUCUGUCGCUGUUUCGGAGUAGAAGUCGAGCAGCUUCGGAGAUAAUCGCUGGGUAUGACAUCCGGAUCGGAGGGGAUUUAACUCAACGAUUAAACAAAAACAGAUCGCAUUGGAUUUACGGAUGGGGAUCCGAAGCACAAUGAGCUUGGUUGGUGUCUUACGGUUCUGCGUUGCCUUGUCUGUCAUAACUACGGAUGGCAUAUGGUCCAUGACAAUCUCAGCUCCUUAUGAAUCCUACUACUGCCCGGAAGGGGCUAAUGUCACCCUGAUUUGCACCUUCAAGGGGGAAGAGAAUCACCUGGGGUACAGCUGGUAUUUUACCCCCCAUCUUGAGAAGCCGUGUGAGAAGAUCCACCCACGCCAGCCGCACAACCGCACCCCCACCCACGGCCACAGCCAUGGGCACGGUCAUGGCCCAGGCGUGCUGUCUGGCAUCAGCAAAGGCAAUCUGACAGUCAGCCUGAUCAACUUAACACAGCUCGACCAGGGACGCUACUGCUGCAUUCUCUAUGACAAGAAUCAACACCACAUUUUACAGCACAGCUUUGUCAGGCUCCUAAUGUCUCCCAGGAACAACAACAGUCACCAUUGCACCACGUAUGCCAAGAGCGAAGACGGCUCUGCUACUGCUGCUGGUCUGGCCACUGCCGCAUGCAUCAUUGGAAUCCUGGCUCUGCCACUGAUCCUGCUGCUGGUGUACAAACAGAGGCAGACAGUCAACACCAACCGCCGAGCCCAGGAGCUGGUGAGGAUGGACAGUGCGGCACAGGGCCAUGAGAACCCAGUGUUUCUGGGGGAGUCGCCUCAGGUGAAGACACGCACGGUGUCCCAGAUCAUGCGACAGCAGUCAGAGACAGGCCGCCACCUGCUGUCAGAACCCGGGACACCACUGUCGCCCCCCCCAAACGGAGAUGUCUUUUUCCCUUCUCAAGAUCCCAUUCCGGAGUCCCCUGACUUAAUAAAAGUAUAGCUGGGGAGUGGAAUAUGACACAUGGGCAUAUGGGCCACAAGAUUUUUCUAAAAAAACAUUUUCAGCACGAGCACACUGUACGUAAAACCCCAGAUUUUUCAUUACCCAGAAGUCAUUGUUUUUCUGGAUUUUGAAAGCUAUAUAGAUCUUGUUCUCAGACUGUCCUCAGUGCAAGGCUGUCACUGGGUUUUUACUACGUGACUCUUUUCUGUUCUCUUCCUUGCUGUGUGGCUGAAGAUAACAAUGGGAAUAACACAUUUCACACUUGCAAAAACGUCUAAAGGAUAAACGGACCUUGCUUCCUUUGCACCUUGUUGCAGUGGGGACUUCUCUUUGCGUAACACUCGGUGCAUUCAGACAGCACCUGCGUUGGACUGGCCCGUGAUUAGCACAGCGUGAAGCUCCCAGUCAUGUUUGUCUAAGUAGAACUAUGUUGCAUUGAUCCAUAUGUCAGUAAUGGUGGCAGUGUCAUAUGGCCAAAUGUGCAAACAACACAAUGUCUGAUUAGGGCUGGGAUUGUUAAUUCAGUGCAAAAUCCAGAGAUGGGAGUUUUGUUUUUUCAGCUUUUUGUAUUACGCUUGUCUCUGUUUACUUAUAGACUUUGGUCUCCAUUCCCCUCCUUAGCCACCCUCCUCUUUGUCUUCACUCCUCCCUCCAGCUAUUUCCCUUUGUAUUCUGCCAUCUCUGGCAGAAUUCUGCCGUUUCCUUUCUCCCUUCUUGCCCUCCAGUUCUCUCUUGCACCUCUUUUGUUGGAUAGUUGGCCACGUGAGGAUGGCAGUUCUCUUUAUUCUGCAUCACAGGACUUUGUCCAUGUUUACAGACUGAUAGAACACAUACAGUGAAGGAACAAGUAAUAGGUUUAUUCCAUGCUGAAAAAAAGAAGAAAGAAAA
Messenger RNA from Lepisosteus oculatus (spotted gar), 1952 nucleotides. It is a transcript of the gene vsir, whose product is annotated as V-set immunoregulatory receptor. Gene Ontology annotation, cellular component: plasma membrane. The record is from RefSeq and is a predicted model, not a curated record. Gene Ontology annotation, biological process: regulation of immune response; negative regulation of alpha-beta T cell activation. NCBI's taxonomy places the organism in Eukaryota, Metazoa, Chordata, Actinopteri, Semionotiformes, Lepisosteidae.